Molecule: messenger RNA, 2688 nt
Organism: Procambarus clarkii (red swamp crayfish)
Lineage: Eukaryota; Metazoa; Arthropoda; Malacostraca; Decapoda; Cambaridae
Gene: holn1
Product: CD2 antigen cytoplasmic tail-binding protein 2 homolog holn1
Cellular component (GO): U5 snRNP
Molecular function (GO): protein binding
Source: RefSeq, a predicted model, not a curated record
UUACUGGUGUACUGUGUACUACUGCGUACUGUCCUGGGUGUACUGUGUACUGGCCUGGGUGUACUGUCUACUACUGGAGUGUUUACCUGGACUACAAUCCUUACCUGGGUGCCAGUCUCUCAAGUAUCAUGAUGUCAAGGAAAAGAUCAUCUGGUCCAUACAGUUACGAUGAUGACGAAGAUUAUGUACCAACCAAGGGUGUGAAAUACUCUGAGCGGGAGGACUUGAUUCCUCAGAAAGAGAAGAAACAUUCUUUAGAUUCCGAUGAAGAGGAGGAUAAUGAAGAUGAGGAUGAUGAAACUGGUGGCAAAAAUUAUGAUGUACUAAGAGAUGAAGAUAUCGAUGGUCAAGAAGAUGGUACAGUGGACUUUGAGGGCGAGACCCAGAUAACACCAUUCAACAUGAAAGAGGAAAUGGAAGAUGGUCACUUUGAUGGGGAUGGGUUUUACCAUUUUAAGAAAGAUGCUGAUGUAAUUAAAGAUGCUUGGCUUGAUGACAUUGAUUGGGUUAAGGUGAAGCAUCGUGAAGGAGAUGAGAAGAAGUAUGGAUCUGACAUAGAUAGUGAUGCAGACAAUGAUGAUGAGAUGGAUCGAGAAGCUGCUGAUGGCAUUAUUGCAAUUUACACGGAAAUUCUUGCCUUUUUAAAACCAGGAGAAACAGUAGCCAAGGCUUUAAAGAGGCUUGGUGGAAACAAGAAAAUUUCCUCAUCACAGAGAUGGAAGUUGAAAAAAACCGGCAAUUUAGGGAGUGAGAAUGGAGACAAUAAUAUGUCGGACAUCCUCAAACUCACCGAGUUAGCUAAUAAAAUUGUUACAACUGGCAACAUGGACGUCUACCAGGAAACCUUUGAAAUGAUAACUCUUAAGGUGGAGAGAUCUAAAGCUCCUGCUCCCAAGCCUGCAAUGGAUAUGUUUGCAGAUGAAGAACAUAAGAAUAAGGAUGUGAAAUGUGAAGAUAAACUCGAGGGAUCGUUGCAAGGGCAGCAAGUGCAUGAUUCAGUUGCAAAAAUCACUUGGGAGCUUCGGUGGGAAGACAAAGAUGACGCAGAGAUACAUGGGCCUUUUAGCAACGAGAAGAUGUUGCAGUGGCAAGAAUCUGGUUAUUUCAAGAAUGGAGCGUAUGUAAGAAAGACCUGCGAACAGGGACAGUCUUGGUACUCGACGAGACGGAUUGAUUUUGACCUGUAUACUUAAUGUGUGUGUGGCUAAAUUUAAUUUUACUUUUUAGGGGUAAUAUAAAUUUCUACAUGUUAAAAAAAAAAGUUGGCAACAUAAAUAAAAAUUUUAAGGAAUGAUAUACUUUAUUACUUACAAAAAUUGACAAGAAGACUUCAUUGAACUGUAAUAUAAAGCGAGAUUUUAAUUUAUCAGUAUAUUUGAAUACAAGGAAUGAUUUUAGAGGUGCAAAUACAAUUGAGUAGAAUGAGUUUUUAUUGGUAAUGCAAUUCCAUUGGCAAGUUUAUUAAGAGUACAAUGAAUAGUGUCUUUAUUAUCUGCAGAAGAAUAGUUUCUGGUGUUUUGCAAGUCGUGUAAAUCCUUGGCCCAAUCUGCUGGUGACAGCACUUGGUUCUUAACUGGAAUACUGUGUACUCACAUCACCUUAAGCACCUUGUGAAGAUGCUCAACUUUAAAGAUAUUCUAAAUCAUUUAUUUUUCAAGAUGAUUCAGGAAGGUGCCGCAAAUGUUACAAAUGCUCAGGUACCUUUAUUCACGAGAAAGACAAACCUCUAUGCAAGGUUCAGGUAGGAUUCCCAAUCUAUACAUAGAAGUACUGUACUGUAACUCAUACCGACUGCUGCUGCUUGCUCCACCAUAUCCAAGCACACACAAUAAUGAAGGUGCAAAGCUCUUGAGCUUCUUGGUUAAAUAAAAUAUUAAUAUCUCUAGAAAUUUUUAAGAAUUUUGUAUGUUUCAAAUGUGUUAGACCAUUUUAGGUGUUCUGAAUAUGCAGGAAUGCAAGGACAAUAAAUAGUUGAAAUGAACAUUCCACAGCUUUACUGAAUUUUAUAGGUAUAUUGAUGAAAAUGGCUUGGUUCAAAGGACACAAUAUUCAAGAUAUUUGUGGUACAGUAUACAUUAUGUAUUUAGAAUUUGGGGCACAAGAUGCUACCAGGAAUAUAUGUGUAUCUGCAGCUAACCAGUGGAAAUUAUUUUCACCAUCGAUUAGUUUAACUGAAAAUUAUCAUAAAGUCAGCAUUUUGUGAAACUUUAGUUUUGUUAUACUUUAUUUGGUUUCCUUCUUGGGAGCACUUUGUUUACAUUGCUUCCCUUACCUGCCGCUUUCCAAACAUUAGCUCCACCAAAGCUGCUUAAAACAUGGUAUGCACGAUGGGUGUUGGGGGUGUAGUCUCCCUGAUGGCCACAUUGGGAAUUAUAGCUGUUAUUACUAAGAUACAUGUGGAAAUCUUCCCAAUUUAUGAAUUACUACACUGUAAAAGGAGCAUGACAAAAUUGAAAAGCCAGGUUUGCACAAACACAAUUAUGAUUUGCUUUUAUGUAUUUGCUGCCAGUUUUAUCACUUGGAUCUUUUAUGGUAAAAAUCUGGAAAUUAUUCCAAAAUCCAAGGUUAUAUAUUUGUUAUGUAGACUUACUGAUUUAGAAAUAUGAUCAUAGGUUGAUAUUUAAAAUGAGGGCUUAUGUAAUAACAGGUGAAGCUGGCAGAUGGAUAAUAAAUUUGUUUGAUCAUGAA